UCUCAAACUAUAAGCUAUCACUGCCUCUACAACUGCCAACACAUAACCACACUCUUCCUCAUUCCACCAACUUUUCCUUCUUCACCCCGUCUCGAUUUCCUCCCACUGGACUAAGCGGCUCUCAGACGGCACGAUUGACAGACGGAAGGCUCGUUUGGUGGCAAAGGGCUAUCAUCAGCAGGAAGGACUUGAUUAUUUUGAGACUUUCAGUCCCGUGGUUAAACCCACAACGAUCAGAACCAUCCUCUCUCUUGCUGUUUCCGAAGGAUGGGCUAUACGACAGUUGGACAUUAGCAAUGCGUUCCUACACGGAGAGCUUCAAGAACAGUCUUAUUCGCGACACCGGAGAGCCAAUCGAGUAUUGGGGUUGAUGCGGAUACAAGAGAAUGGGCAAUGCAAGAUUUUUAUUCCCUGAGGAGGGAUGUAGAGGGCACCUCAGAACGUGUUGAAGAGAUUAGGGGCUCUGCUGGUCUGCAGCAAUUAGAACAGGAAUUUGCAGAUUUGGAGUUGAAAGCAGCUGAUAGCUCUCUUUGGGAUGAUCGAGAUAAAGCUCAAGAAACCCUUUUGGCCCUAACUGAUGUCAAAGACAAGAUAAAAUUACUUACAGAGUUCAAGACCCAGGUUGAAGAAGCAGAAACAAUAGUUAAUUUAACUGAGGAAAUGGACUCCAUAGAUACUGGACUUCUUGAAGAGGCUGCGACUCUCAUUAAAGAAUUGAACAAGGCAUUGGAUCGAUUUGAGUUGACACAACUUCUUUCUGGUCCUUAUGACAAAGAAGGUGCUGUUAUCUCUAUCACAGCUGGUGCUGGAGGUACUGAUGCUCAGGAUUGGGCUGACAUGCUUCUUAGGAUGUAUGUGAGAUGGGGAGAGAAGCAGAAAUACAAAACAAGAGUGGUUGAGAAAUCCCCGGGAGAAGAAGCUGGGAUUAAGUCAGCAACAAUUGAAGUUGAAGGUCGUUAUGCUUAUGGUUAUUUGUCUGGGGAGAAAGGAACUCACCGCAUUGUGCGCCAAUCUCCUUUUAAUGCCAAAGGUCUUCGCCAGACAAGCUUCUCUGGUGUUGAAGUCAUGCCUUUUCUUCGUGAAGAGUCGCUGAAUGUUGAAAUUCCAGAGGAUGACCUGGAGAUCAGUUUUUCUAGGGCUGGUGGCAAAGGAGGUCAAAAUGUAAACAAGGUUGAAACUGCUGUCCGGAUUACUCACAUCCCCACAGGCGUCACUGUUCGCUGCACAGAAGAGAGGUCCCAACUAUCAAACAAGAUCAAGGCUAUGAGCAGAUUGAAGGCCAAGUUGCUAGUCAUUGCAGUGGAGCAAAGGGCUUCUGAAAUCAAGCAAAUACGAGGAGAUGCAGUGAAGGCUGAGUGGGGCCAGCAGAUACGAAAUUAUGUAUUUCAUCCGUACAAACUUGUCAAAGAUGUUCGGACGGGAUUUGAGACAUCGGAUGUUGGUUCUGUAAUGGAUGGUGAAUUGGAUCCCUUCAUCAAGGCUUACCUCAGGUACAAAUACAGUAUGUCAGUCUCACCAAGUGGGGUUAAUUAACAUCUAACAAAAUUUUUUUGUCAGGAUAUAUAACUUUGUAUUUAUGUGCUUAACUUGCCUAGAUGGGUUUAUCUACUAAGAAAAUAUAAAUUUUUAUCUUACUACUGCAUCUUGUUGUAUAAGCCAUCGACCAAACUUUUAUCAUGGUUCCUGACCUAAAGUUAUGAUACUCUUUAACAA
This is a messenger RNA of Carya illinoinensis, 1713 nucleotides long. RefSeq names its product peptide chain release factor PrfB1, chloroplastic. NCBI's taxonomy places the organism in Eukaryota, Viridiplantae, Streptophyta, Magnoliopsida, Fagales, Juglandaceae. Gene Ontology annotation, cellular component: cytoplasm. Gene Ontology annotation, molecular function: translation release factor activity, codon specific. Bases 394 to 1533 code for a protein of 379 amino acids. The transcript is spliced from 8 exons. Gene Ontology annotation, biological process: translational termination. The record is from RefSeq and is a predicted model, not a curated record.